Messenger RNA from Penaeus chinensis, 3067 nucleotides. RefSeq names its product aminopeptidase N-like. NCBI's taxonomy places the organism in Eukaryota, Metazoa, Arthropoda, Malacostraca, Decapoda, Penaeidae. The transcript is spliced from 17 exons. Gene Ontology annotation, biological process: proteolysis; peptide catabolic process. Gene Ontology annotation, molecular function: zinc ion binding; peptide binding; metalloaminopeptidase activity. The record is from RefSeq and is a predicted model, not a curated record. The coding region runs from base 138 to 2975 and encodes 945 amino acids. Gene Ontology annotation, cellular component: cytoplasm.
UUCCCUUCUGCUUUCUAGUGAACGUGUGGUAUGCAUAUAAAUAGUUUAUACUUUAUGGGAAAUACUGUGUUUUGAUAAAGUUCCAGACGAAAGUACGACGAAUUUAUGCCAUUGAGAGUGACGGUUUAUCUCAUACCAUGAGGAUUUCCAUACUGUUCUUCAUCAUUUAUGGGACUUUCGCCUUGGUAAGAGUUAAUGGUAUGGAGACACAGCCUAGUGGCAUAGAGAUCCAGCCUCAUAACUCAGUCGAAAGGCCAUUAUCAGCAGAAGAAUUGUCAUGUACGUCUAGAUCACCAGAAGCAAUUUCUGGAGAGGACACGCGUCUUCCACCCUCCCUCAAACCAGUCCGUUACCUGAUACGACUUCAGCCUUUCGUUAAUGGCAAUUUCAGCAUCUUCGGCUUCCUGGAGGUGGAAAUGGAGGUCCUGGAGACGACCUACAACAUCACACUCCAUAUGCUCGAUAUUAUCACGAAGAAUGACACAGUCAAGGUGUUGGCUUCGGGAGGCGUGGAACAGCGCCAGGUUGGAAUUAAGAGUCAGAACUAUGACCCUGUGCGUCAAUUCUAUGUCGCCCGAACGGAGGAAGAGCUGACGAAAGGGGAGAGGUACACUCUGCAAAUGGAGUUCCUCGGAUACCUCAACGACCAGCUUCGUGGCUUCUACAGGUCGACCUAUAAAGAUGUUGACGGGACUGCCAAGUAUUUGGCUGUGACCCAGUUUCAACCCACGUACGCCCGCCGAGCUUUCCCGUGCUUCGACGAGCCGGGUAUGAAGGCGACCUUCGAGGUUCACCUGGCGAGGGAGACCUGGAUGACGUCACUCUCCAACAUGCCCCUCGCCGAGACGCGACCUGCGAAAGGUCAGAAGGGUUGGGUGUGGGACCGCUUCGAGAGGAGCGUCCCCAUGUCCACCUACCUCGUUGCCUUCGUGGUGUCGGACUUUUCUUACAUCGCUUCCACCAGUGGCGAGGGCAUUCUCUUUCGAGUGUGGGCGCAGUCGUCGGCCAUUCGACAAGCGGAAUAUGUCAGUCAACUCGGCUCAAAGAUUUUAGCAUUCUAUGAGGCAUACUUCAAUGUGUCUUACCCGCUCCCGAAAAUGGAUAUGGUAGCGGUGCCGGAAUUACAAGCGCAGGGCAUGGAAAACUGGGGUCUGAUUACGUUCAGAGACAGGGAAGUGCUGUACGACCCCGAGGUGAACUCCGCAAGGGCCAAGGAGAGCUUGGUCGACGUCGUGGCCCACGAGCUGGCGCACCAGUGGUUCGGCAACCUGGUCACGCCCAAGUGGUGGGACGACCUCUGGCUCAACGAGGGAUUCGCGACCUUCAUGGCGUUCGUCGGGAGUACGCAUGCAGAGCCAUCAUGGAAGAAAAUGGAAAAAUUCACCACCGAGAAACUGCAAAAAAUAUUUGAGACUGACAGCCUCGAGUCCUCUCACCAGAUCAGCCUCCCGGUUAUAAAAGCCAGCGAGAUCUCGGAAAUUUUCGACGGAAUCGAGUACAACAAAGGGGCUUCUAUUAUCCGCAUGAUGAUAUAUUUCCUGGGCGAGUAUACCUUCCGGAAAGGACUCAGCAGUUACCUCAACGCCUUCGCAUACAGCAACGCAGAACAGGACGACCUUUGGGAACACCUGACAGCCGCUGCUCACCGUGACCGAAAGCUUCCCGAGAGCUUAACUGUGAAGACGAUCAUGGACACGUGGACGCUGCAGAAGGGCUUCCCCGUCGUCAAGGUAGCGAGGAGUUCGGAUGGUACCUCCGCCGACGUCUCUCAGGAACAUUUUUUGUUAAUGAAGGAGGAAAAGUCGUGUCGGACCCAAGACUUACGAUGGUGGGUUCCUCUCAGCUACACGUCGCAGGCCGAGGCCAACUUCGACCAGACAGAAGCUAUUGGCUGGAUGAAGGACUCCGAUCAGAGAAUUUCUAUCACGUCACUGCCUCCGAACGACCAGUGGGUCAUCUUCAACCUGCAACAGACAGGCUACUACAGAGUCAACUACGACGACCACAACUGGGGCCUCCUCAUCCAGCAGCUGAAGGAGGACCACGAGGUCAUCCACGUCGUCAACCGAGCGCAGAUCAUUGACGAUGCCAUGAAUCUUGCUAAAGCCGGUCAGUUAAGCUACACUAUAGCCUUGGACGUCUUCGCUUACCUGGGGAAGGAGAGGGAACACUUGCCGUGGAUGUCCGGUUUGUCGAACCUCACCUAUGUGAUGCUCAUGUUCCAGCGGACACGUGCUUUUCCUGCUCUGAUGCGUUAUAUCAUGGACUUGAUUUCGCCUGCCCUGGGAUCGAACUGGGGCGCGGAGGAGAGCAUGGGCAAAACUCUCGCUGUGCUGGCGUGCAGUCUGGGUCUUCAAAGCUGCCGAGCUGAGUCGCUGCGUCUAUUUCGCCGAUGGAUGAGGCAGCCCGAGAACAGGACUAUCAUCUCUCCAAACCGUCGGGUAGAGGUGAUGUGCACGGCCAUAAAGGCAGGCGGCGAAGAGGAAUGGAACUUCGUCUGGAACGAGUACCUGAAUUCCAACGCUGAGCAUGAAAAAAUCAUCUUCCUCGCUUCUCUAGGAUGCAGUAGAAAUGUCACCCUUUUGUCGAGAUAUUUGGAGCUGGGUUUCAAUCCUGGUACUGGAACAAGAAAGGACGAUUUUAGGAUAAUUUUCAUCUCCGUCGCGAAGAAUAUUAUCGGACGUCAGAUAGCCUGGACCUUCUUGAAAAAACACUGGAAUGACAUCUUAUCGUACGGGAAAAGGAAAAGAGGAGUCUUACUGCGCCAAGUAACCGGCUCUUUUAAUACACAUCGAGAUAUCAAGGACUUGGAGCACUUCUUGCAAGAUAGAAACACCGAUCUGACGGAAGUUACAAAAACCGCUGAACAGGUGGUGGAGAGAACCAAGAAUAACAUCAUGUGGAUGGAGAAGAAUUUCCACGAGAUUGUUGAGUUUCUGGAAGAUCAUGGCCAUGCACCUCCAAAGCCUCGUUAAGCUUAGCUAUGGAAAAUUUGUAUAAUUCUGCUAAUGUAAAUAUAAAUUCAUUUACAUUCACAAAGUCAAAUAUAUAAGCAACAUUAUAAAAA